This is a messenger RNA of Macrosiphum euphorbiae (potato aphid), 1086 nucleotides long. NCBI's taxonomy places the organism in Eukaryota, Metazoa, Arthropoda, Insecta, Hemiptera, Aphididae. The record is from the annotation of a GenBank genome assembly.
AUGGCGGACAUCAAGACGGUUUUCGUCACAGGCGGAGCGGGAUACAUCGGCAGCCAUUGCGUACUGUCGCUGCUGGAAGCCGGCUACGACGUGGUGGCCAUCGACAACUUCGCAAACAGCGUCGGCAAGGAGCAGGCCGCCGCCAGUCUGGAUCGGGUGCGCCGCAUUACAGGCAAGGAGAUCACCUUUUACAAGUGCGACCUGUUGGACGUCCAACAGCUGGACGGCAUUUUCGACAAACAUACAUUCGACUGUGUUAUACACUUUGCUGCAGUGAAAUCGGUCGGCGAAUCCAUGAAACAACCUCUCAUGUAUUACAAGAACAACAUAAUAGGCGCAAUGAAUCUUUUGGAAGUGAUGGCCUCUCACGGAUGUUACCAGCUAGUGUUCUCCAGCUCGUGUACCGUUUACGGGAACCCCUCGUCUUUGCCCAUAACCGAAAGUCACCCAAUUGGCAAUGUCACCAAUGUGUACGGCCGCACGAAAUAUUUCAUCGAAGAGAUACUCAGGGACGUCGUAAACUCCGAGCAAAGAUGGAACAUCGUGAGCCUGAGGUACUUCAAUCCGGUAGGAGCUCAUUCAUCGGGAUUGAUCGGAGAAGACCCAACGACAAAUUUUUCAAACUUAAUGCCAUACAUAGCUCAAGUGGCGUUGGGGAAAAAGCCCAAGUUGUCAAUCUACGGUGGAGAUUAUGCAACCCCUGACGGCACCGGCAUAAGAGAUUAUGUUCACGUGAUGGACUUGGCCGAAGGACAUGUGGCAGCUUUAAAAAAACUACAAUCAAAGCAUGCACAUUUACAGAUUUAUAACUUAGGAAGUGGACAAGGAACUUCUGUAUUGGAUUUUGUAAAAACCUUUGAAAAAGUAACAGGUGUCAAAAUACCAUACACAAUUGAAGCACGCCGAUAUGGUGAUAUAGAAUCAAUGUAUGCCAAUUGUGAUUUUGCAAAAGUUGAUCUUGGUUGGACAGCUAAAUAUACCUUAGAAGAUAUGUGUAAAGACUUUUGGAAAUGGCAAACCAUGAAUCCAAAUGGUUACAAGUCAAAUGAUACAGCAAGUAUGAAUGGAAAAACAGAUGAACAUUAA